GCCAAGACUGCUUCACUUCUGUGACGUAAUGGCCUCUCCUUGUAUUCUUCCUCCAAGGUAAACACUGCCGCCGCCCGCCCCACACGUCAUCGUGUUAUUGUUGCACACACCGGACAGCACAGGAUAGUGAUUCCGGGGAUUACUUCGGACACUGUUGAACCGGGAAUAAAAAACGGCAAAAAUCUUGGGAAAGAAGUUCCCACAUUUUAGAGUUGGAAGUCUGCAAUGUUAUGAAUUAGUCAACCUUAAAAUGGUCAAAAGCAGCAAGAACCUCAGUUAUAUAAACACAUCCUGACACAAGUUUCUAGAUGGCUGAGAGUGUUGCAGUGCUUGGGGGUGGCAUGGCAGGCCUGGCUGCUGCUCAUUACCUUGGACAGUUAAGGAUCCUCCCGAGAGUAGUGUUGAUGGAGGCCUCCCACAGGCUGGGGGGUUGGGUCAGCUCCACCACAUAUCCAGACAAAGUGGUGUUUGAGCACGGUCCACGCACUCUCAGGGUGAUGGGUAAUGCUGGAAUGAACACACUUGCCCUGGCAGAGGACUUGGGUCUGACAGACAAAGUGGUGAGCAUCUCCUACAGUCACCCAUCAGCCAAGAACAGGAUGUUGUUGGUUGAUGGGAAACUCCACAAGCUUCCAAACAGCUUGAAGACUUUAUUUACCAAAAGCCCUCCAUUCUCAAAACCAUUAGCUCUCAGUGCCUUGAGAGACAUGAGAGCACCAAAGGUUAUCAAUAAUGAUGAAAGUCUAUACAGCUUUGUUAAUCGUCGUUUUGGUUCUGAGGUUGCAAAGUAUGCUAUUGACCCUAUGUCUAGAGGAAUUUUUGCAGGGAAUGCCAAAGAACUGAGUGUUAAUUGUAUUGCCAGAAGGUUACAUGAUGUGGAACAAAAACAUGGGACAGUCUUAGUUGGGCUGCUGAAGGAUAGAAAAUAUGCAGCAAAGCUAGACCCAGAUUUACAAAAUUAUGAAUUAGUGAAAAAGGCAAAGAAAGAGAAGUGGAGUGUUUGGUCAGUUACUGGUGGGCUAGAAAACCUUGUUACAGCUUUAGAGAAAAAUGUUACUGAAAAUAAUGUCGACAUAAAGAAAAACACCCCUGUGAAGGCCAUAGUUAGAAGUGGAGAUAAACUUGUUAUCCAAACUGAACAAAAAGAGCUGGAGGUUAACAGAGUCAUUUCAUGUCUUCCUUCUAAUGUCAUGAGUGCCAUGAUACAACCCAUUAGCCCUAAGCUUGGCAACCUUUUGUCUUCCAUACCUUAUGUCACUGUUGGCAUUGUGAACCUGGAGUUUCCUGGCCACCUGAUUGAUGAGCCUGGCUUUGGUUACUUAGUUCCCUCCUCAGAACCCAAUCGCAUCCUAGGUGUAAUAUAUGACACCUGCACUUUCCCUCAAGGUGAUCGAACUAUUCUAACGGUGAUGAUGGGUGGGUAUUGGUUUAAGGAUCUGUUCGGUGAUGCUCCUUCACUUGAGUCUCUCCUUGAUGUAGCUGUGAGUGAGGUACAGCAAUCCCUCAAGAUCAAGGCAAAGCCGACACGCCAUCAUGUAAGGAUCUUAAGAGACUGUAUACCCCAGUAUGUCGUUGGUCACUCAGAUGUUGUUUCCAAUGCCCGUAAGCUGAUUAAAGACUUGAAGCUUCCACUCACUUUAGCAGGAAGUUCUUAUGAUGGAGUAGGACUUAAUGAUGUGAUAAUGAGUGCUAAGAAUGCAGUAUUGUAAAUAGAAUUUGGGGAUAUGCAGGUAAUGUCUUUAUAUUUUGACUGAGAUGAUUAAAAAAAAUGCUAGCUUGUUUAGAAAUAAAUGUUUAAAGUUUGAGAGAGUUAAUGGUGAUCAGCAGAAUCAUGUUAUUAUCUAAUAUGGAUUUAGGAUUUGAGAAUGAACAACAUAUCUUAGCUAUAUUUAUUUAGAGGUAUAUGUAGUAUGUACAACAAUCACAAGGCCAUCCCAACAAAGCUACACUAGAUUGACAAUGUACACGAACAUUAUCUUACAACAUUAUUAUAUUACAUUAUUCAGUACCCUGAUGGCAAGACUUCAAUAUGUUCAUGACCUUAGAGUAAAUAAAUGUGAUAUUUGUAUUGACUUAGUAAGGACUAGUUUGCUAUCACACUGCAGUCUCACAACUGGAGCAAGAUCAAAGUUUGUCCUAAGCCAUAGCAGGUCUAUAGCAAAAACAACAAAAAUGCCCUUGGAUUUGACCUGUUAAUGAAGAUAUGGUUAUUAAAAUUUCAAUAUACAUACUUGUGUAAUAUGCCAACUGCUUUCAUGCAUCAAGUAUAUGCUUAGGUUAAGAAGUAUUAGGGGAAAAGUACAUGUUCCAACUGCAACAAAAGAUUGUUCACAUUUUUUUCUAUUGAAGUUGCAGUCAGCAGAAAAAGAAAUGAAAAUCUUAGUCACAGUACCUCAACAUUGUGGAAGUAACAUUUCUAACCUCACUUAUGGAAGCAUGUACCCAAACCCAAAUAAGUUGAAACAAGCCUAAAUCCAUUUAAUUUAGCUGGUGUUUAGUUUAGUCAGUGUAAAAAAAAACAUCAGAAAAUUUGUAUUGUUAUGUAAGCUACUGUUCACUUCACUUUUUAUGUUUUGGUAAAAUUACUGCUGAAAUCAUAUGGAAUCGUUUCAAGGAUUGCUACAGUGGCACUAAGAUAUAUUUACCAGCUAAGCAUUCAUGUUCAAAUUUAUCAUAAUGGCAUUCCUAAUGAAGUAGCUCCUAGAAGUUAAAAGUUUAUUCAAUGUACCCUCAUUAUCUUUGGGCUUUUUUCAACAAUAAAGCAUUUAACUUUGACAAUUUGCAAUUAAUUUAGGCAGGUAAGCAAGUGAGGUACAUAAUGACGGAUUACCACUGAAAGAAGGGAAUAUAGUUCACUUCACUCGAGGCGGCAAUAAUUCCUGCUGUCUCAACUGAGACUGUAACUUGAGAAAAUCACAAACCUAUAUAAUAUUAUUACAAUAAAAUGAGGGAUUUCAACAAAUGCCUUGUCUUCUAUUCCCAGGAGAAUUAGAGUAGUGUACAAUAAAUUUCUUGCCCAUCUUGAAUACAUUGCUCCACCACCAAGUUGGUCCCAUACCAACACUUUCCUACUUACUACAUCUGCAUCCACUUCAUGAACUUUGCAUUUUCUGCCUUUGUAUUUCAAAUGAUGGAAAGUAACAGUGGUGCAAGGUGGUGGUAGACCAGAGGCUAAUAAUGACCAUAAGGCCACACAGGACACUUGUUUUGACCUAGUUAGUCAUUGAGCUUCAGUUGCUCACUCUGCCAGUCAAUCUUACACAAACAUAGGUACAUUUUUUAAACCAAUUUCUGCAAAUUUUGUUUUUGUAUAUACACAUAAUAAGCAAGAAAACUUAGCAGCUUGUGUGGUUUAUUGUGCAGAAGGUGCACCUAAAUAAAAUAAAGGACAAUCCUAUGUAGUUAUUUUUUCAAGAUUUCUGCAAAUACAAUACCUGAUGAUAAAAAGUAAGUUACUUUCUUUAUGUAAACUUUACACUUAAUAUUUAGAAGUUCACACUGCAAAGUAAUAAAACAUAUAUGGUUAGAUACAAAAUAUUGAAGCCUGAAAAUGACUGAACUACACUGUCAGUACCUUGGCUGGAAAUUAAUGUCAACAAGAUGGAGGUUUAGUCUUAAAAUUUUGCAGCUUUACUAACUUCUAUACAUUUGACAGUAAAUAUAUAAACGGUUCCAUUCAAAAUGGUAUGAUUUCAUAUGAGAGUACAAUGAAUAUUUUUUUGUUAUAAUAUUGAUAAUUUACAUGAUUUUGUUGCAUUUUAAGAAUAGCAGGGUUAACAUUUUUUUUAUUUCCCUUUCACAAUAGCUAUGCUACAAAAAUCACUUGUAGACUUGUAGAUGAAUAGUAUUGUGAAUGCUCAUGGAAAAAACAGAGGUUGAAAAUAAUCUUUGAAUGUAAGAGCAGAAAAAAAAAAUGUUAUUUCAAAAGAAGACCCAUGCUGAAAGGCUAAUGGUUCAUGGCAAAAAAGGGCAGGCUGUGUUUUUCAGUCCCUUUUAUUUAUUUUUUUCUUGUCAUCAAAAUAUUGUUUGAAAAGUAAAAGCAAUGCAACAUCUAUUUGCAAACAUGAAUUUUACUAUUACUGAGAAAGAACAAAUUACUUUUUUUUUUUUUUUUUUUU
Molecule: messenger RNA, 4118 nt
Organism: Eriocheir sinensis (Chinese mitten crab)
Lineage: Eukaryota; Metazoa; Arthropoda; Malacostraca; Decapoda; Varunidae
Gene: Ppox
Product: protoporphyrinogen oxidase-like
Exons: 6
Coding region: 309-1709 (466 amino acids)
Biological process (GO): heme biosynthetic process
Cellular component (GO): mitochondrial inner membrane
Molecular function (GO): protoporphyrinogen oxidase activity, oxygen as acceptor
Source: RefSeq, a predicted model, not a curated record